AUGCAAUCAUAUGCUUCUGCUAUGUUAAGCGUAUUUAACACUGAUGAUUACAGUCCAGCUGCGCAACAGAAUGUUCCUGCUCUCCGGAGAAGCUCUUCCUUCAUUUGCACUGAAAGCUGUAGCUCUAAGUAUCAGUGUGAAGCAGGAGAAAACAGUAAAGGCAGCGUCCAGGAUAGAGUGAAGCGACCCAUGAACGCAUUCAUUGUGUGGUCUCGCGAUCAGAGGCGCAAGAUAGCUCUAGAGAAUCCCAAAAUGCGAAACUCAGAGAUCAGCAAGCAGCUGGGAUACCAGUGGAAAAUGCUUACCGAAGCCGAUAAAUGGCCAUUCUUCCAGGAGGCACAGAAACUACAGGCCAUGCAUAGAGAAAAAUACCCGAAUUAUAAGUAUCGACCUCGUCGGAAGGCGAAGAUGCUGCAGAACAGUUGCAGUUUGCUUCCCGCAGAUCCUUCUUCGGUACUCUGCAGAGAAAUGGAACUGGACAACAGGUUGUACAGGGAUGACUAUACCAAAGCCACACACUCAAGAAUGCAGCUAGGCCACUUACCGCCCAUCAACACAGCCAGCUGA
Piliocolobus tephrosceles (Ugandan red Colobus) is the source of this 567-nucleotide messenger RNA. RefSeq names its product sex determining region Y (gene SRY). The record is from RefSeq and is a predicted model, not a curated record. NCBI's taxonomy places the organism in Eukaryota, Metazoa, Chordata, Mammalia, Primates, Cercopithecidae. Gene Ontology annotation, molecular function: DNA-binding transcription activator activity, RNA polymerase II-specific; RNA polymerase II cis-regulatory region sequence-specific DNA binding. The transcript has a single exon. Gene Ontology annotation, biological process: positive regulation of transcription by RNA polymerase II; male sex determination; cell differentiation. The coding region runs from base 1 to 567 and encodes 188 amino acids. Gene Ontology annotation, cellular component: nucleus.